Molecule: messenger RNA, 1443 nt
Organism: Jaminaea rosea
Lineage: Eukaryota; Fungi; Basidiomycota; Exobasidiomycetes; Microstromatales
Exons: 1
Coding region: 281-1309 (342 amino acids)
Source: RefSeq, a predicted model, not a curated record
GGGAAAACGGGGGGCUAAAGCCGUGGGUUUGCGGCUAAUGAAGGGAAGACACGCUAGCCAUCUCUGCUUUGGGAUUGACAUAAGGACGAGGAUGGCUCCAUGAUUCGCUGCACGUCUCGUCGCUCAUAGUGUCGUCCAGUCACCUACGCCCAUGCGUAUGGCUCCCAUGUCGUCUUCUUCUUUUUCGACUUCUGGCUACUCGACGCCCGCACUCUCCAUGGGAGGCUCAAGCGCUCGCACAUCGAGGAACAGCUCGGUGUCGCCCACUUCUCUCCGGUGAAUGCACGCGUGCGGGCGUGUGUGUACCUUUCGCAGUCGUGAGCUCACACCCUCGUCCCUUCGCAGCCACUCCGGCGCCCACCGUAGGCAAGGAUCUCUCGGCCUCUCAUCCUCCUCCUGGGUCUCCAUGCUCCAGCAGCACCAGGCGGAGCAACGCGAGCCAGAAGCUGUCACGCAGAGCGACUCGAACAAUUCAGAAGCCCUCCUCGAGCUCGUGGCCUCAGGUCAGAUCUCCCUCGAGGCCGUACUCGCCUUUCCCGUCAAUUGGGUCAAUCUUGUCGCGGACAAAGAAGCGAGGAGGCAGGAGAAGCAGCGCCAGAGCCAUCCCACUGCAGCUAUCUCGACCAGUGCCCACCGCACCGAUCAGCAGCCUCAGCGAAAGAGGCAGCGCCGCCCUGCGUCGGUGCCUACGGACGGAAACGGUGCAGGACCAUCCACCUCGGCGAGGCAGCGCAACGUCAUGCAUCGCCCUCGACACGCCUGCAAUGGUCCUGUCAGUGGCACCAGCGCAAGCUUGACGGUCAUGAGCCCGACUCUUUCGGAAGUAUCCUCCUUCUCGACACCUGCUGCACCUUCAACCCGUGCCGUCUCUCCCUUUGGCUCCAUGGUGCUUGACGAUGAGCUUCGACAGACCAGCCGACCGGCAUUGAACAGCAUUUUCUCCUCCCUCUCCCCCUUCGAGCCGGAACGCAAGCUCACCAUCUUGGAGCGACGUCGUCUCGCAAAGCAAGAGCGCCUUCAAGGGGCCUCUCGCGGGCCAGAUCCUUGCGAAUCGCCUUGGCUCCACUCUUGGUCGCACAGCUGGGUGACCACCCUACCGCCUGCUUCGCCAUUGGCUGUCGCAACGCAGCGCAAGGGCAGCGUCGACGCGGCGUACAAUCUUGUGCUAGAGCUGCCCAAGCUGUCGUUCACCGCCGUAGCCGCGGCGCAGGCCGUCGCGGAUCAGCAAGCGGCAGUGCUCCCUCCAUUGCCGAGGGGAGUGACCGUAGCUGCAGGGCCUGACGAUCGGAUCACCGUGGCGGGGCUCUAGCUAGCCCGGCGUGCUUUCCUCGUUGCCUUUCACGGCCUUAUCAUUCUAGUGCUUCUCCUACUUGAUAAUGACGAUUUCUUUCCUUCCUUUGACGUAGUCUAAGUCACGAGGAUCGAGCAACCAACGUCGAGUCU